AUGUGCGAGACCAGCAACACCAACGGCGCCGCCAAUGGCACAAACGGUGCUUCCAAUGGGACAGCUAACAUUGGUGGGGAUCAUCAGGGUGCCAACUUCCGCUCCAACCCCUACCAGCCAGUAGGCGAUUUCCUCUCCAACGUCGGCCGCUUCAAGAUCAUCGAGUCGACUCUCCGCGAGGGUGAACAAUUCGCCAAUGCCUACUUCGACACCGAGACCAAGAUCAAGAUUGCCAAGGCUCUCGAUGACUUCGGUGUUGACUACAUCGAGCUGACCUCCCCCGCUGCUUCCGAGCAAUCUCGCAGGGAUUGCGAGGCCAUCUGCAAGCUCGGCCUCAAGGCCAAGAUUCUUACCCACGUUCGCUGCGACAUGCGCGAUGCUAAGAUCGCUGUUGAGACCGGUGUUGACGGCCUGGACGUCGUCAUUGGCACCUCCAGCUUCCUCCGCGAGCACAGCCACGGCAAGGAUAUGGCCUACAUUGAGAAGACUGCCAUUGAGGUGAUCGAGUACAUCAAGUCCAAGGGCCUCGAGGUUCGCUUCUCCAGCGAGGACUCUUUCCGUUCUGAUCUCGUCGACCUCCUCUCCCUCUACCGCGCCGUCGACAAGGUCGGUGUCCACCGUGUCGGUAUCGCCGAUACCGUCGGUUGCGCUUCCCCCAGGCAGGUCUACGACCUUGUCCGCACCCUCAGAGGCGUCGUGUCCUGCGACAUCGAGACCCACUUCCACGACGAUACCGGCUGCAGUAUCGCCAACGCCUACUGUGCUCUCGAGGCCGGUGCUACCCACAUUGAUACCAGUGUUCUCGGCAUUGGUGAGCGCAAUGGUAUCACCCCUCUUGGUGGCCUGAUGGCUCGCAUGGUCGUCACCAGCCCUGAGUAUGUCAAGGGCAAGUACAAGCUCCACAAGCUCAAGGAGCUCGAGGAUCUCGUCGCCGAGGCCGUCGAGAUCAACACUCCCUUCAACAACCCCAUCACCGGUUUCUGCGCCUUUACCCACAAGGCCGGUAUCCACGCCAAGGCCAUCCUCAACAACCCCAGCACCUACGAGAUUCUCAACCCUGCUGAUUUCGGUCUGACCCGCUACGUCCACUUUGCCUCUCGUCUCACUGGCUGGAACGCCGUCAAGACGAGAGUUGGCCAGCUCGGUCUGGAGAUGACCGAUGAUCAGGUCAAGGAGGUGACGGCCAAGAUCAAGGCGUUGGCUGAUGUCAGGCCAAUCGCCAUCGACGAUGCCGACUCCAUCAUCCGCAGCUUCCACCUCAACCUUCAUGAGGGGCCAAUUGAGACUCAGUCCAACGGCAAGGCGAUUCACGUUGAAGUAAGAGGUGACGAGACUACCGAGCUUGCGACUGGUGCGUAA
This is a messenger RNA of Podospora anserina S mat+, 1359 nucleotides long. RefSeq lists its product as uncharacterized. The transcript is spliced from 5 exons. Lineage: Eukaryota; Fungi; Ascomycota; Sordariomycetes; Sordariales; Podosporaceae. Gene Ontology annotation, molecular function: homocitrate synthase activity. The coding region runs from base 1 to 1359 and encodes 452 amino acids. Gene Ontology annotation, cellular component: mitochondrion. The record is from RefSeq and is a predicted model, not a curated record.